AUGGAUUUUUCUCCCAUGGAGGACGUCGGCGGCUUCGGCUACUACAACCCCUUGCAGGGGCCGUGGGUGGGCGCCGGCGACUGUGAAAUGUCUGACGAGCGUGACGGCGAGAACCAACAAGAUUCCGGCAACCAAGCGCCGUUGCGGCGUGGGCGGAAAAAUCGUGUUUCGAGCGAUGAACGGCGGGCCAUUCAGCAACGAAGAGUGAACUUGAUGCAUGAGGAGGAAAAAGGCCCGCAGCAAGACUUCGCCGCAUAUGAGGUGCGGGAGUCCUUUUUUUUGGAUCAGUUGCUUGCAGUGACUGAGCGUCUCUUUCGGCAGUGCCUGCGGAUGCGAGCGCCGAUUCUGCUGGAACUUGUAGUGCCGCCCAUCUUUGUCUGCAUCACCAUUAUUUUGUGGUCGCUGUGGGGAACGGACCACUUUUCCGCGACAAACUUUGUGGAUUACAACCAACUUCAGUCCGUCAUUUCCACAAAUUACUACGUGACCUACUCGUGUUCCCGUACCCCGGGCGGGGUACCCGGACUUCCUGUUUGUGAUCCAGUGAGGCUUGUUGAUUGCGAGGGAGACGAGAGUACAUUGCCGGUUAAGGGCCUCUGUGUGUACUCUUGGGUUGGCGUGCCAGAGUUGCUUGGAUCCUUCCUAAAUGGCUUUACUGGCCGCGUCGCGCAGGUUCCCUCACUGGACGGCAUCAUCUUUUUUCAGUGGCUGGCGCGCAAGCACAGCACCACGAGCGCCGCAGAAAUUGGUGGAUUGCCCAACACACGCUUCUCUGCCAUUUUGGCUUCUGGAAUGCUGUACUUCGUCGGGGACUUGCAGGUUCUUGGCGGGCUGACCGCCGAGCUUGCGCGAACUAGCGGUUAUUUUCACUACGUGAACGGCGGCAGCUACGCAACGAUGGCAGAAGCCAACGUGCAGGCCAAGACGAAUCAAUUUAAUUGGGGCAUCGUCCACAUACGUCGCUUUGACGUUGAUGCUUUGGAUGCCAUAAUUUACCUCAACAACACCGCCGUGCCGGACUUUGAUGAGAUUGUCGCAGACGCCUACCCUGGCGGCUACCAAUUUAACAGGGCGGAAAUGUACGCCAUCUCCGGGUACCUCACGCUCCAGAAGCUGAUAUCGGAGUACUACAUCAACCAACUCUUCCCCAACCUAGGUCUCCGGACAACGGCCUACAUUGCAUCGCAGCCGUUUGUGGACUACCAUCAGUCCCCGUUGUUAAUGUAUACCCGCGACAUUAUGCCCCUCAUUUUUGUAUUGGCAUUCCUCUUCUCCGUCGCAUCUCGGACGAGAGCAAUUGUUUUGGAGAAGGAAAUGCGCAUUCAUGAGGCAAUGCUCAUCAUGGGUGUGAAGGAUUCCGUGCUUUACACCACCUGGUUUGUGAGGUUCAUUGCGGUUGACUUCACGGUGUGUUUGUUUAUUACGGUUCUACUAAAAUGCACGUACGUGACGCAAAGUGAUCCCUUCAUCAUCUUCUUGGUGUUCUUCUUGUUCACCUUGACGAACAUCCCACUCGCCGGCCUCAUUGCAGCUUUCUUCAGCAGGGCUCGCCUCGCGGCAUUGCUGUCACCCAUCAUCUAUUUUGUUAUGACGCUUCCGACCGUGGCAGCACCCAAAACAAACGCUGCGUUGACUACAAUUUUUGCCCUACUUUCUCCGUCUGCCCUGGCCACGAUACUUCAGCAAAUAUUGGCGGCUGAAGCCACGCGUGGUUUCUCCGCCAAGAGCAUGCAGAGUAGCUUAUAUGAGCCAAAGACAAUCGUGGUGUUUUGUAUAAUGAUUGCCGACUUCUUCCUAUAUUGUCUUAUCAUGUUUUACUUGGAUGCUGUUAUGCCGAAGGACUGGGGAACGACCAAACACCCGCUGUUUUUUAUUCUUGACCCUAUUCGUUGGUUACGUGGCAAAAAGGGCGGGAAUUGCGAGGCGGGCGGCCCUGAUGGCCGGGCCGUCGACGGCAUCUUUGAAAAUGACGGCGUGAAGGAGGACGGGGCUGUGCGUCUUCUUGGUCUGCGGAAGGUGUACCGGCGGGGCGGGAAGCAGUUCGUCGCGGUGAAUAAUCUGUACUGGAGCCUGUGCGAGGGUGAGAUAUCCGUGCUUCUGGGCCACAAUGGUGCGGGGAAGACGACGACGCUGAACAUGAUGACAGGCAUGGUGAAGCCUGACGGCGGCGACUGCUACGUGUACGGGUUUUCGGUGCGGCACCAACUGUCGCGUGUGCGGCAGGAGAUUGGGUUCUGCCCGCAGCACAAUAUUCUGUGGCCGGAGCUGACGUGCCGCGAGCAUCUUGAGUUUUUUGCCCAAAUCAAAGGCUUGAAAGGUGCCGAACUGGAGGAGGCAGUGCAACGGAUGUUGAAUGAGACAGAUCUGCAGGAAAAAGUUGAUUUUCCUGCCAGCCGGCUCUCAGGUGGGCAGAAGCGGAAGCUUUCAGUGGCUGUUGCAUUUGUGGGUCGGAGUCGCCUUGUGUUCCUUGACGAGCCGACCGCCGGUAUGGAUGUUGGUGCCCGCCGCUACACGUGGGAGCUGCUGAAGCGAAUGUCUUCCUCACACACCGUUCUGCUGACGACGCAUUACAUGGACGAGGCGGAUCUGCUAGGACACCGUAUUGGUAUCUUGAGCAACGGUUCUCUGCAGUGCUCUGGCAGUAGUUUGUUUCUAAAGUCUAGGUUGGGU
This is a messenger RNA of Trypanosoma conorhini, 2670 nucleotides long. RefSeq names its product ABCA1 transporter. The record is from RefSeq and is a predicted model, not a curated record. The transcript has a single exon. Gene Ontology annotation, molecular function: ATP binding; lipid carrier activity; ATP hydrolysis activity. Lineage: Eukaryota; Euglenozoa; Kinetoplastea; Trypanosomatida; Trypanosomatidae. Gene Ontology annotation, cellular component: intracellular membrane-bounded organelle; membrane. Gene Ontology annotation, biological process: transmembrane transport; lipid transport. The annotation marks the transcript as partial.